This is a messenger RNA of Rhododendron vialii, 1127 nucleotides long. RefSeq names its product protein TIC 20-II, chloroplastic. The coding region runs from base 245 to 994 and encodes 249 amino acids. The record is from RefSeq and is a predicted model, not a curated record. The transcript has 2 exons. NCBI's taxonomy places the organism in Eukaryota, Viridiplantae, Streptophyta, Magnoliopsida, Ericales, Ericaceae.
GAAAUAGAACGAUAAGCGUAGCACCGAUGUGGCGAUGUGAAUGAAUGAACGAACUCCCCUCAGAAUUCCUUCUUUCCGGUACAUUCUCUCUCAUCGCAUCUUCUACCGUUUCCAGAUACUAGUUGUUAACUUGUUAUUGAGGAGUACGAGGCUAGUAGGCUCCACUCCAGUCAAGAUAUUAUGUACUCUACCGACUCCAUCAUAAAAACCCUCCUUCAAAAUCUCUAAAAACCUAACCCUAAACAUGGCCUCGAGUCCUCUCCUCCGCCUCUCUCUCCUCCCACUCCACCCCACCAAUCUCUCACCUCACCCUCUCAGUUCCCCCUUCGCACCUACUCCGCUCCCCCGCUCGCAGGAGCGCGUGGGUUUCGCACGCUCGGGAGCUGGACCCACGUACUCACGCGGCGAGGGGGGAAGCAUUCUCCCUGGAACACGGAGUAAUCUCACCCACACCACCGCCGCAACAUGGCCACCGCGAAGAACCGCCAAAACCACCACAUGCAUGUCCUCCUACAACAACAACAACCGCACUACUCCGGCCACCGAUCGGCUAGUCUCCGCCGUGGCCUACGUCCUCCCCUUGAUCAAAGGCCUCAGCUACGGCCGAUUCCUCUUUGCCAAGUACCCCACUCUUGCCACGGCGUUGGAGCCGGUUCUGCCCUUGCUGAACCUCUACCACUCCAUCCCUUACGCAAGCUUGGUUUCCUUCUUUGCUCUCUACCUCGGUGUCGCGAGGAACCCUAGGCUCAGCCGCUACGUCAGGUUCAAUGCUAUGCAGGCAGUUGUGCUCAGCGUCUUCCUCUCUCUCCCCUCGCUCUUCCAGCUGAUCUUUUCUCCGGGUCGGACCGGACUCGGGUACAAGUUGAUGGUGACGGUUUACAACGCCCUCUUUGUCUUUGUUGUGUGUUGCUUUGUUUAUAGCGUGGUUUGUUGUAUCCUGGGUCAGACCCCCUACUUGCCCUUAGUGGCUGAAGCUGCUGACAGGCAGAUCUGAAAUAACCUAGAGCUUUUCUUUUCAGGUUGGGUUUUGUUUCCAGUUUUGUAGUUAAUCUUUUUGUUCUCUUGUAAAUAACCUGGAUGGUUUGUUUUUUUAAUAAACAUGGUGUUGAAUGUUGCUUUCUUGACAA